UCUCUGAACCCCCCACCAUCUCCAACAGAAGACUCUGGUUUUCAUAGUAUGAGAAGUAAGAAAAAGUUAAGUGUCCCUUGUUCCCCACUCUCUUCAGUAACUAAGCACAAUUUCACAUCAUGUGGGUCUCUCCCAAUAACCUCCAAAUACACCAUCAUAUAAUAUUUCAGACCCAGCAAUUGAUUAUUAUAAAGCGACCUUCCCACUACUCUCAAUCAUUUCAAACCCAUUUAUCUCUAUACAAUCUCAUAAACCUCCCCUUUUAAGCUCUCCUCCCCGUACCUCCCUCCCCAUAAAUACCCUUAACACCUGUGACAUUACUUUCAAACAAGUGCCAUAUAUCCCAUCAGAGAGAUCAGUUUCGAGUUUCAGCCAUGUCCACCACAGCCCUUUCAGACCCAUGUAAAUUUUACAAGAAAUCAUUCCACCGAAGGAAUGAUUCUGGUGAGCUUGACGUGUUUGAGGCUUCGAGGUACUUCUCUGGAUACCAUGAAGCUGCUGGCUAUAAUGGUACAAACUUUACUCAGAAGAUCGGGAGAGAUGAAAGGCAGGGUUAUAGAGUAGGCAGAAUGAGCUUAGAUAUGCCAAUGAGAAACUCUCUUCCUCAACAACAUCAUGGGGUGGAAAAACAAAUGAAAGAGAAGAAGUACAAGCAACCUAGCUCUCCAGGUGGGAGGCUCGCUAGUUUCUUGAAUUCUCUCUUCAGCCAAUCAGCUUCUAAGAAAAAGAAAUCAAAAUCGGCCUCACAGUCUAUGAAAGAUGAAGAGGAGAGCCCUGGAGGAAGAAGGAAGAGGAGGAGCAGCAUUAGUCAUUUUCGAAGCUCAAGCACAGCGGAUUCCAAGUCUAUAUAUUCUUCUUCAAGCUCAGGUUUUAGAACACCUCCUCCUUAUGCACAAACACCUACAAAGAGCUAUAAGGAUUUUAGAAGCUAUUCAGAUCAUCACAAACAAGUGGCGUCUUUGUCAAAGAACAGUGGUCAGGCAAGAUCCACGACCUUACAUAAUGAGGUCUUGGAUGACAAGAUUAGAAACAAAGAAUUAUCUUGGUUGGACGAAAAUUUCACAUUCAGCAAUGGGUUCCCAGAAAAAAACAAGAAUAUUGGAAGCGGAUAUUCGGAGAAAGGUAGGAUUUGGAUGGACAAAUAUCCGUCAGAAGAGAAGGAAUUUCGGAAAUUUGGUGAGGUUGAUGAUGGUGCAGAAAGUGAUUCAAGUUCUGAUCUGUUUGAGUUGCAAAACUAUGACUUGGGUGACUAUUCAAGUGGUCUGCCUGUCUAUGAAACGACCAACAUGGAUAGCAUCAAGAGAGGAGCACCAAUUUCCAAUGGCCCUCUAUGAUACUGUAUAUUUACCCUUGUUAAUUGGUUCUUAGUUAUUGUUGAUGUAAGAAUCAUGAGAGAAAGAAAGUCUCCAAUAGUUUGCUUUUUUGCCCCUUCUCUUAUCCUCUUUGAUAGUACUUCCAGUUCUUUUCUUUGUAUGUACAGUUUGGAAUGUUUGUUUGUCUU
This is a messenger RNA of Juglans regia (Persian walnut), 1501 nucleotides long. Its product is annotated as protein BIG GRAIN 1-like E. Bases 375 to 1334 code for a protein of 319 amino acids. The record is from RefSeq and is a predicted model, not a curated record. Gene Ontology annotation, biological process: auxin-activated signaling pathway. NCBI's taxonomy places the organism in Eukaryota, Viridiplantae, Streptophyta, Magnoliopsida, Fagales, Juglandaceae. The transcript has a single exon.